Messenger RNA from Humulus lupulus (European hop), 1883 nucleotides. RefSeq lists its product as uncharacterized. Gene Ontology annotation, cellular component: cytoplasm. Gene Ontology annotation, biological process: protein ubiquitination. Lineage: Eukaryota; Viridiplantae; Streptophyta; Magnoliopsida; Rosales; Cannabaceae. The record is from RefSeq and is a predicted model, not a curated record. Gene Ontology annotation, molecular function: ubiquitin protein ligase activity. The coding region runs from base 48 to 1415 and encodes 455 amino acids. The transcript is spliced from 2 exons.
AAUUCUUACAACCUGAAAGCCAUAAAAAGCUCAAACAGAUUCCAUCAAUGGCGGAGGUCACCUACCUUCGUCUCCACGAAUUAGAAGACGAUCCCAGCCACCCCGACCAAAGCCUAGUCCUUGACUCCUUCCCCAACUGGCCCCCCUACGACUUCGACCUAUAUGCUUCUGAUCCCGAAUUCCCACCGUCCGAUCACUCUAUCCAUGCCCACAUCACCGUCCACGAAGACGAAGUUCUCUCCCAGCACGAAUCCACCAUCAACGUACGGUGCUUAGACGACGACGAAAAUGUUUCAGAGCUUGGUUCGAUUGCCAACGCCGAUAUCUUGGACCGCGAGAACCAGGUUAAUUUUGUCAUCGAUCUCUUCCACCAACGUGUCGAGCAGUCUCCGGGGAUUGGCGUCUGCGAUUUGGUAUCCGAGAUGCUUGACGAUUCGAAUUUUGGGGUGAUUGAGGGAAAUUGCGACGUGGGUAUGGAUGGUUUAGACUUGGAUUUAGGGUUAGGGUUAGGGAUUGAUUUAGGAAUGGAUAGGCAUUUCCUGGAAGUUGAUGGUGACGAUGAUUUCUUCGUGGCGAGGAGGGUUUCUGGUUUAGAAUCUGGCGAGGCAUCAUCUUCUAGUGUAAGAGGGGCGGACGCUUUCGAUAGCUGUAUUCGGCUUGUUGGGUAUGUCUCUGACUCAGAUGACGAGGAUAAUGGAGUUAUCGGAAUUGAUAUGCAGUCUGAGGAAUCUUAUGAUGUGGACCAUAUACACGAGGAGAACGAUGAUGAUACAGGUAUUCCUCUUUGCUGGGAUUCGCUUCAAUUGGAGGAUCACAGAGAAACAAUUGAAGAUUUUGAGUGGGAGGAAGUGGACGGUCGGAUUGAUGAGAGAGAUGUGUUAAGUUUGUCUAUGGAUGCUGAUCACAGAGGAUCUAUUUCUGUUUCGAUCUCUCGUUCAGUUGCUCCUUCAGAGGAAGAAAUAAGUUUGGAGAGAGAAGUUGGUUUAGAAAAUUUGGAUUGGGAAGUUCUGUUGAGUACUGAAAAUUUGGAUACAAACCCAGAAAAUGAACCUUAUUUGGGUGAGCAUGAUUAUAUUUAUCCUGCAGAAUAUGAUAUGUUGAUUGGGCAGUUUAAUGAGACCCCAACCGAUAUGGGCCGGCCUCCAGCGUCUAGAACUGCUGUGAAUAAUCUUCCUUCUGUUGUUUGGACUCAAGAGGAUGUAAAGAAUAAUAAUGCACAUUGUGCUGUUUGUAAGGAUGAAAUUAAUGUUGGGGAACAAGCGAAGCAGCUGCCUUGUUCUCAUCGUUAUCAUGGUGAUUGUAUUGUGCCAUGGCUGGGCAUUAGGAACACUUGCCCUGUUUGUCGCUAUGAGUUGCCCACUGAUGAUGCUGAUUAUGAGCUUAAGAAAACACAAAGGGCUACACAUCGCCUCUGAUUUGAAACAGAGAAGAAAUACACGGCUAAGAAUAAGCAAUAUCUAAUUGGAAUUUCUUUUGCCACGAGAGUUCACAAUAAGAAAUUGAGUUGGCGAGGUCGAAGAUGGAUUCAGCUAAUGCAUUGAGGUUUAAUUGAAGCAUGUCCGAUCAUAUCAACUUGGUUUUGCAAAGCUAUGCUCAACAUUUGCUAAUUUAAGAAGUAGGAAUGGAAAGUUUGUCAUCUCAGUAUAAGCUCUAACAAUUUUGAAAUGCCUGCGGUAUUAGUAGUACUACUACUAUUAUUAUUAAUUUUUGCCAAAGUUUUGUAUAGUUGUUAUAGGCGUUCCUGAUAGACUUUGAUUAAUGUUUCAUUGUUUUGUUGGAUAAAGAAAUCGUUUGGUGGCUGGAUGCGUGUACGUGUUAUAUUAUGGAGGUACUUAUUACUAAUUUUUUUCCGGAGCUAUAAAAUGUUAUGAUUAGUACUUGAA